CAAACGAGUGCUGGCCUGCGUGCGAACGAGCGAGCGAACGAGCGACCAGCAGAGCGCGCUGCGGAAGCUGCGGAGGUUACAGUAGGUCCGACAGGAGACCCGUCGGGUACCCGCAGUUCUAAUUUACCACCAAAACCCCGCUAAAUAUCGUCCUCCGAAGAAGACCCGUACCACUCUUCAUCUUCGUCGGACCUGCCGCUACCUUCGACGCUCAUGCCGCCUCGCGUACGAACAACUACUGUUGAAACGAUCGAUCUAACGCAUGAUACCCCGCCGCGGGCCGCUCCACGUACCUCACAACAGUCCCCUCCGCGUGCCCCGCUGCCCCGCGGGGCCCCGCUGCCUCGUAGUACUUCACUGCCUUCACAGCGAGUACUGCCUCCGCCACCGUCACUUACUCCUUGCGCUGCCCGUCUCCCUCCGCCGCCCGCAGAACUGGAGCUGCAGUAACAUCCUAAUGCUCCUGAGUGGUGGCGAAGCAACAUGGCGAGAUUUGCCUACGCACAAAGAGAGAUGGCAGCGUCCAGGGAGAAGCAACUACAGGAGGCGGCUCUACGCGCUCUACGACUACAGGUGGAGCAGGCGAGGAGGGCAGAGCGAGCGGGGCGUGUUGAACGUAUGGAGCAACCCGCUGAGCAACCCGCUGAGCAACCCGCUGAGCAACCCGCUGAGCAACCCCCUGAGCAACCCCCUGAGCCACCUGCGGAGCAACCCGCGGAGCAACCUCCGCAUGUUCAACACGCGGCUAGUGAGCCUCUACAUUCGCAAUCACGUGUGUAGGACCGCACUGAGCUUGAUGAGGACGUUCGAACCCACUUAGACGUUUCUCGUAAACGAAUAGAGAGACAGUUCAACAAGAACCUCCCUCCGCAGCGCUCAUUCAGUGUUGAUAACGUUGUAGCAGUAGUAGUGCCUCCUGAGGACCGCCAGGGCUCGCUGCCGUCCGUGAUUGGUGUGAUCCAUGAGAUAAUAGGAGACGAAUCAAGC
Messenger RNA from Aplosporella prunicola CBS 121167, 987 nucleotides. RefSeq lists its product as uncharacterized. The record is from RefSeq and is a predicted model, not a curated record. The transcript has a single exon. Lineage: Eukaryota; Fungi; Ascomycota; Dothideomycetes; Botryosphaeriales; Aplosporellaceae. The coding region runs from base 263 to 820 and encodes 185 amino acids.